GUCGGGACUGGUAGCCGCUUUGCGGUGAGAGGACGCUGAGGAGGGGCUGGAAUUUCUGCCUCGUCCCGGGGCGUGGGGUGAAGGACUCCGAGGUGUAGCUGGGCGGGGGUCCCAGCCGCAGCGACACAUGCGGGAGCCAGGAGCGGGGGCGGCGCCGAGCGGAGCCGGCCGGGUCCCCCGCCUCGCCGCCGCCUCGGCCACCCGCCUGGGGCCGUAGCAUCUGGCCCCGGAGUGCAUGAGCUGGGGCCCUGAGCUCAGCAGCCACCCGCCGCCCGGGGGGGCGGGGACCCCGAUGUGAAGCGGUAGGACCGGUGCAGCCGUCCUUUCCUAACCUUCCCCUCCCCUCAGCCCCUUCGGGGGUCUUCUCCCGCGGCCCGUCGCCGGCCCACGGCUCCUCGGCAGGCCCCCGGGAGUUCUCAGAGCCCCCUCCCCUGCCCCGGCCCCCCCAGGGCGGCGGGGCCGGGGGGGACCCGGGGGCCCGGCUGCAGCCUCCUUCCAGAGGAAACUUUGUGAAAACCCAACCCGAAGUCUGCCAGCCGUGACUGUCCCAAACGUGACUGUCCCGGGACAAGUGGUCCUGGAAGGGCAGAAGCCACAGCCAGAACAGACCCAGGAAGAGGAAAAGAGGUGAGCGGGGCCGCCGCCUCCUCUCCGCCCGCAGCGCUGCGCGGAAGAGACCCGGGCGGCCGCCUGGGCGAUCGGCUCGAGCGCUGCUGCUUCCCCAGUUCCGCACCAGAGCCUUCCGCGGCUGCUGUCCCGGAGGAGGAGGAAGGGAACCGGCCCGCCUGCCCAGCGCCGCGGCUCUGCUCUAACGCAUCAAGAUAUCAGCUCCUCAGAAGCCUCCUUGUAUGCUGUCCCAGUCAAUAAUGCCUUCACAAGAAAGGGAGUCUCAGUCAUCAGCAAGAUUUUUAAAAGGCUAUCUAAGUAGUUGAGUCUCCUGAUUCUUUUGCAUUUCCUCCAACAUUUUUGUGGCAGCCUCUGCAGAUUCAGCUUUCGAUUACUUCUUUAGGAUAGAUUGCCAGAAGUGGAAUUACUGGGUCAGAGGAAUGUGAAAGCCUUUGCAUCUUCUGAUAGUCUGGCCAAGGUUCAAGAAGUGGCAAGCUGGCUUUUGGAAAUGAAUCAGGAACUGCUGUCUGUGGGCAGCAAAAGGCGACGGACAGGAGGCUCUCUGAGAGGUAACCCUUCCUCAAGCCAGGCGGAUGAGGAGCAGAUGAACCGGGUGGUGGAGGAAGAGCAGCAGCCACAGCAGCUAAGACAGCAGGAGGAGGAGCACACCGCAAGGAAUGGUGAAGUUGUUGGUGCAGAACCUAGAUCUGGAGACCACAAUGAUUCCCAGCAAGGACAGGUGGAAGAAAACAAUAAUCAGUUUAUUUCAGUAGAUGAGGACUCCUCGGGAAACCAUGAAGAGCAAGAGGAGGAUGAAGAACAUGCUGGUGAGCAAGAUGAGGAGGAUGAAGAGGAGGAGGAAAUGGACCAGGAAAGUGAUGAUUUUGACCAAUCUGAUGACAGUAGCAGAGAAGAUGAACAUAUACAUAGUAACAGUGUCACAAACUCCAGUGGUACUGUGGACCUGCCCAUUCACCAACUGUCCUCCCCCUUCUAUGCAAAGACAACGAAAAUGAAAAGAAAGUUGGACCAUGGUUCUGAGGUCCGCUCCUUUUCUUUGGGAAAGAAACCAUGCAAGGUCUCAGAAUAUACAAGUACCACUGGGCUUGUACCAUGUUCAGCAACACCAACAACUUUUGGGGACCUGAGAGCAGCCAAUGGCCAAGGGCAGCAACGACGCCGGAUUACAUCUGUGCAGCCACCUACAGGCCUCCAGGAAUGGCUGAAAAUGUUUCAGAGCUGGAGUGGACCAGAAAAAUUACUUGCUUUAGAUGAACUUAUUGACAGUUGUGAACCAACACAAGUAAAACACAUGAUGCAAGUGAUAGAACCUCAGUUUCAAAGAGACUUCAUUUCUCUGCUCCCUAAAGAGUUGGCACUUUAUGUGCUUUCAUUUCUGGACCCCAAAGACCUGCUACAGGCAGCUCAGACGUGUCGAUACUGGAGAAUUUUGGCUGAAGACAACCUUCUCUGGAGAGAGAAAUGCAAGGAAGAGGGGAUUGAUGAGCCAUUGCACAUCAAGAGAAGAAAAGUAAUAAAGCCAGGUUUCAUACACAGUCCAUGGAAGAGUGCAUACAUCAGACAGCACAGGAUUGAUACAAACUGGAGGCGAGGAGAACUCAAAUCUCCAAAGGUGCUCAAAGGACAUGAUGAUCACGUGAUUACGUGCUUACAGUUCUGUGGGAACCGGAUAGUUAGUGGUUCUGAUGACAACACUCUGAAAGUUUGGUCAGCAGUCACAGGCAAAUGUCUGAGAACAUUAGUGGGACAUACAGGUGGAGUCUGGUCAUCACAGAUGAGAGACAAUAUCAUCAUUAGUGGAUCUACAGACCGGACUCUCAAGGUGUGGAACGCAGAGACUGGGGAAUGUAUACACACGCUGUAUGGGCACACUUCCACUGUGCGCUGCAUGCAUCUGCACGAGAAAAGAGUUGUCAGUGGUUCUCGAGAUGCCACUCUUAGGGUUUGGGAUAUCGAGACAGGCCAGUGUUUACAUGUCUUGAUGGGUCAUGUGGCAGCAGUCCGCUGCGUUCAGUAUGAUGGCAGGAGGGUUGUCAGUGGAGCGUAUGAUUUCAUGGUGAAGGUGUGGGAUCCGGAGACCGAGACCUGUCUACACACGCUGCAGGGGCACACUAAUAGGGUCUAUUCCUUACAGUUUGAUGGCAUCCAUGUGGUGAGUGGCUCUCUUGAUACAUCCAUCCGAGUUUGGGACGUGGAGACGGGGAAUUGCAUACAUACGUUAACAGGGCACCAGUCGCUAACCAGUGGAAUGGAACUCAAAGACAAUAUUCUUGUCUCUGGGAAUGCAGAUUCUACAGUUAAAAUCUGGGAUAUCAAAACAGGACAGUGUUUACAAACAUUGCAAGGUCCCAACAAGCAUCAGAGUGCUGUGACCUGUUUACAGUUCAACAAGAACUUUGUCAUUACCAGCUCAGAUGAUGGGACUGUAAAACUAUGGGACUUGAAAACGGGUGAAUUUAUUCGAAACCUAGUCACAUUGGAAAGUGGGGGGAGUGGGGGAGUUGUGUGGCGGAUCAGAGCCUCCAACACAAAGCUGGUGUGUGCAGUUGGGAGUCGGAACGGGACUGAAGAAACCAAGCUGCUGGUGCUGGACUUCGAUGUGGAUAUGAAGUGAAGAGCAGAAGAGGUGAAUUUUGUCCAGAGGUGUAGAGAUACACUCCCUGCCCUUCCCCCUGCGUACAAAAACAAAAACAAAAACAAAAAAA
Octodon degus (degu) is the source of this 3332-nucleotide messenger RNA. It is a transcript of the gene Fbxw7, whose product is annotated as F-box and WD repeat domain containing 7. Gene Ontology annotation, molecular function: ubiquitin binding. Lineage: Eukaryota; Metazoa; Chordata; Mammalia; Rodentia; Octodontidae. Gene Ontology annotation, cellular component: cytoplasm; nucleus. The coding region runs from base 1115 to 3241 and encodes 708 amino acids. The transcript is spliced from 16 exons. Gene Ontology annotation, biological process: ubiquitin recycling; proteasome-mediated ubiquitin-dependent protein catabolic process. The record is from RefSeq and is a predicted model, not a curated record.